Molecule: messenger RNA, 543 nt
Organism: Halichondria panicea
Lineage: Eukaryota; Metazoa; Porifera; Demospongiae; Suberitida; Halichondriidae
Exons: 2
Coding region: 1-543 (180 amino acids)
Source: RefSeq, a predicted model, not a curated record
AUGACUAUCUACAACUUCAGCCAAAGGCGAUCUUCAAGAUGCACCAACAAAAGCCAUGGAAACAACUGCAAUCCCUCCAGGCAGGACAUGUUGUUGGCCUGGAUACUGCUCUGGCCAAGAGUUCUGAAGAGAAUCACUCACCCAAGAGGAGGAGACCGUCCUAUUGCAGUGCAAAACCUCCACUCUUUUGUGAGCACAACCACUUCUGAAACCGAUCACCCCGACGUGAUAGCCACUCCUCCUCAAUUCGACCGUCCUGGCACCCACCCCCCUCUGUCAUUCUUCAAUAAUGACCCACCCACACAAAUGGCAUCCUCUGCUCAUGCUAUUGCAGUCCCUGCAAUUCCCUCCCCCUCCCGGCAGUUGGCACGGGAGCAUCUCUUCCAGGUUGUGAGCAAAGACUGGUACUCUCAAUCAGAGUCCUCAAUGGACAAGAGCUCCAACUCUGAGUCAUUGGCUAGAAGAUUGCAAAAGAAGAUCUCUAAGGUGAAGGUGAAUGCCAACAAGUUUGUCCAGUGGCUCAGAGAAGUGGAGAAUGUGUGA